AUGUACGAAGGGAUUGACAACCUGAAAUCCCUUUACGACCGUGCCGGGAAGACUUUCUCCGGCGGUCCUUCUGCGGCACAGGAUGCGCCGCAUCGUACUGCUCAACCAGACCCAGUACGUCGAUCAUCAGUUGGGAGCGGGGCUCCCAAGUAUCCCAGGACGGGGGAUAGCCGCGCCACCGGACGAGAUAACUCGUCCGACGUCCGUUCACGUCGCGGUGGUUCAACAGCUGCUCAACUAGAUAGCGCUGGCCACCGCGAGAGUCCUCUAAUGGAGGUGGAGGAGGAGGAAAGACGCUCUCCACACGAUCAUGGGGAUCCGUGUGUUCCCGAGAUCUUCUUUGAUCGCGUAACGCAAGGGUUACGCAACGAUCUCGAACAUGAGCGGGACAGGCGUCUCCAAAUGGCGGACACUGUCUUGAAGCAUCGAGCUGAGUUUGCCUUUGCUCAGCUUGAGAACGAGAGAUCUCUGACAUCUCUUCGUGGCGAGCUAAGGGUAGCUCGUGGGAUUGUUGAUCGGUCUCGGGAUGAGAUAACUGCUCUUCAGACCCUUGUUGAUGCCCACCAUCGGGAGCACAAGGCUCUCUGCGAGAUGCUUGAGCGCAAGGGCGUUCUUCAUCGGAAGAAGCAGCGUACUGAUGGUACGGCUUAA
Messenger RNA from Peronospora matthiolae, 651 nucleotides. Lineage: Eukaryota; Oomycota; Peronosporomycetes; Peronosporales; Peronosporaceae. The record is from the annotation of a GenBank genome assembly.